AUGCAAAAAUUUGUUAGUUUUAUAUCAUCAGUUUCACGGUUAUGCCCAGCAAAAAUUUCGGUCAACCAACCAUUUGGAAUCUGUGGCAGAUUGAUGUCAGUAAGCAGCCAAGAUAUUUUGACAGAUGAUCACUCAAAGAAAUGGCACUUGUUCAGUGCCGUCUGCCUAGAAAGGCUACCACAAAUUUCUGCUAAUCUUAAUGAAAUUGAAAAUAAAUAUUUGAAUUUUAUGAAUCAAUUGGAGAUUGAAAAUAGUUUGUUAUCUGACCAUGAACUGAGAUUUCAGGAAGACAAGAAAAUUGCUGCCAAGAAGCAUGAUGACAGUGACUUGAAGGAAGAAACAGCAAGGAAAACUACAACAGAAAUUGAGGAUUUAUGGGAAAUUGAAUACAAUUCAUUUACUCCAGCUCCCCGAAUCACAGAAGCUGACAAAUCUAAUGAUUUAAAGUCUCUUGAAAGAUGUCUUGAUGGUAAACUGAUCUUAUUAGUCAAACAAAAAUUGGGAACCCAAGAGACUUGGGUAAUGCCUCAAAGCAGACACCAACCAGGAGAAUCAAUGCGACAGACAGCAGAACGUAUCUUGCAUCAAUAUUGUGGUGAAAAAAUGAAAAGUCUUUUUCUUGGUAAUGCACCUUGUGGCUACCAUAAAUACAAAUAUCCCAGAGAUGCAGAUGUAUUUGGAGCUAAGGUGUUUUUCUUCAAAGCCUUUCAUCAAGAUGGAAAUGUUUCUGAAAUAUGUCCAGAAAUAAUUGAUUAUUCUUGGGUGACCAAGAAAGAAUUACCACAAUAUUUAUCUCCAGUUUAUUUGGAAUCUGUUAAUAAAUUUAUUAUAGAUUUUUAA
This is a messenger RNA of Acanthosepion pharaonis, 840 nucleotides long. Lineage: Eukaryota; Metazoa; Mollusca; Cephalopoda; Sepiida; Sepiidae. The record is from the annotation of a GenBank genome assembly.